Bacillus rossius redtenbacheri is the source of this 617-nucleotide messenger RNA. Its product is annotated as COX assembly mitochondrial protein homolog. NCBI's taxonomy places the organism in Eukaryota, Metazoa, Arthropoda, Insecta, Phasmatodea, Bacillidae. The coding region runs from base 85 to 447 and encodes 120 amino acids. The transcript is spliced from 3 exons. The record is from RefSeq and is a predicted model, not a curated record.
AGACACGCAUUGGUAACGACGAAGACGAAACACUCAAAUUUGCAAGCUCACGAACAAACGACCGCGGUGUGUUAUGGAAGAGCAAUGGCGACAAACACGGGUGUAUUGAGGAGUGAAAUAGGAGGUGGACCACAUGGGCUAGGUGAUCCAGAUGACAGGACAUUGAGGAAAGUGGAACUUGAGGUGUUGAUACCAGAGAAAAUUAGACAGAAAUCAAGGACUGAAAAAUGUACGGAAGUAGUGAAAGCGUUCACGGAGUGCGGCAAAGCUGCCGGGUUGCUGGUGGUGGUGAAGUGUCGCCGGGAGAACGACGCGAUGAAAGCCUGCCUCAGCAGGUGGUACCACGACGAAGACUUGAAAAUACAGUGCACAGAAGAGUACUUGAACGAGCGCAAUGAGUUUCGCAGGACCGGCGUGAGCAGGAAAAAAAUACAACAGGCGCACUGAAAAAAUUUGUAGAAUCUAAUAAUUUAUGUAUGUAGCUUGCUAUAAAUGUUGAAUGUUAUUAAAACUAAGAUUUCAUUUGGGAUAGUUAAAAGUUAUUUUGUUGUACAUUAUUAAAUUAACAGUGUGUAUAUUCCAUGUACAGUUGAACAUAAAUGCAUUUCAUUAGUCCA